CGGAAAGCGCGCGCAGGAGACGCACUUUCGGAGCCUCGUGGAGCAGGAGGACUGACAGCAUCCUCUCGAACUUUGUUCAGCUCUUAGUAGAUCAUUUAUAUUGAUUGUAGCUGAUAAAUCAGAUCUGCUGCUCUGAUUUUUAUAAGCACUAACUGAAGCUACAGGGAGCUGCUCUUAUUUUUCCUCUGUGUCCGUAAACAACCAAACAAACAGCACGAUGUUCGAGGCAAGACUUGUGCAGGGCUCCAUCCUGAAGAAGGUGCUGGAGGCUCUGAAGGACCUGAUCACCGAGGCCUGCUGGGACGUGAGCUCCUCCGGGAUCUCCCUGCAGAGCAUGGACUCGUCCCACGUGUCUCUGGUGCAGCUCACCCUCCGCAGCGACGGCUUCGACUCCUACCGCUGCGACAGGAACCUCGCCAUGGGGGUCAACCUCAGCAGUAUGUCAAAGAUCCUGAAGUGUGCUGGAAAUGAGGACAUCAUUACUCUGCGGGCGGAGGACAACGCUGACUCUCUGGCUCUGGUGUUUGAGACGCUCAAUCAGGAGAAAGUCUCUGAUUAUGAAAUGAAGCUGAUGGACUUGGAUGUGGAGCAGCUUGGAAUUCCAGAGCAGGAGUACAGCUGUGUGGUGAAGAUGCCCUCAGGAGAGUUCGCCCGUAUCUGCAGAGACCUGUCACAGAUCGGAGAUGCCGUCAUGAUCUCCUGCGCCAAAGAUGGAGUGAAGUUCUCCGCCAGCGGUGAGCUCGGCACCGGCAACAUCAAACUGUCCCAGACCAGCAAUGUAGACAAGGAGGAAGAGGCUGUGACUAUUGAGAUGAAUGAACCAGUACAGCUGAUUUUUGCUCUGAACUACCUCAACUUCUUCACCAAGGCCACACCCCUGUCCAAAACAGUCACACUUAGCAUGUCUGCAGACAUUCCUCUUGUGGUGGAGUACAAGAUCGCAGAUAUGGGUCAUGUAAAAUACUACCUGGCUCCCAAGAUCGACGAGGAGUCGUCCUAAACCGUCCACUCGGAAACUGAAGAUGCUCCAGCUCUGUGAUUCAGAACUUGUCUGCAGAGCUUCUGGGGUGUUUUACUCAGCGCUGGUUCACAUGUCUAGAGCCCACGCAACACUGACUGUUCAAACCACGAGAAUCCUGGAGAUAUGACCCAGCAACUCCCAUCAUUACCCACGGGCUGCAGGGUCUUUACCGGGGGCAGUAAUACGGUGGAUUGUGUGCUCAGGUGCAGUCUAUAGAUCCAGUCUGUAUUUCAGGUUUUUCAGUUUAUCCUCCAAGCCCUUCUCCCUCUUCCCCUCUGCCUACAAGCACUCUGUUUAUUCCUCUCAUUCCAAUAUGUAGAUAAUUGUCUUUCUGUAAAUAUGCUAAUUGGACUCUUCAUUCUGUUGCCCUCUAAUAAAAUCUUUUUGUAAUGGA
Molecule: messenger RNA, 1415 nt
Organism: Astyanax mexicanus (Mexican tetra)
Lineage: Eukaryota; Metazoa; Chordata; Actinopteri; Characiformes; Acestrorhamphidae
Gene: pcna
Product: proliferating cell nuclear antigen
Exons: 6
Coding region: 218-1000 (260 amino acids)
Biological process (GO): translesion synthesis; regulation of DNA replication; mismatch repair
Cellular component (GO): PCNA complex
Molecular function (GO): DNA binding; DNA polymerase processivity factor activity
Source: RefSeq, a predicted model, not a curated record